Molecule: messenger RNA, 426 nt
Organism: Drosophila obscura
Lineage: Eukaryota; Metazoa; Arthropoda; Insecta; Diptera; Drosophilidae
Product: H/ACA ribonucleoprotein complex subunit gar1
Exons: 2
Coding region: 1-426 (141 amino acids)
Source: RefSeq, a predicted model, not a curated record
AUGGGAACACGCUCAGCUACAAUCUUGGGCUUAUCGCUGCUGCUAUGCUUGGGCCUUAGUCACUCCCACAGCUUUGGUGGAAAGGGCGGUGGCUACGCCCCGGUGUACACCAGCUUUGUGCCCUAUCCUGUGGCCCAGCCCGUCCCAGUGCCUCAGCCCAUUCCUGUACCGGUUGCGGUUCCACAGCCUUUUCCAGUCCCAGUAGCACAGCCUGUGGUUGUUCCUUUCAAGCACGGAUGGAAGGGGGGCCUGGGUGGUCUGGGCGGAUUCGGUGGAGGUGGCCUGGGCGGAUUCGGUGGAGGUGGCUUCGGAGGCUACGGUGGCGCCUAUUCUGGAAGCUAUUCCUCGGCCUACAGUUCAGCUGGUGCCUUUUCUGGAGGCUUGGGUGGCGGCGGUUACGGUGGGGGUAUCUUUAAGAGACGCUAA